Messenger RNA from Bombus terrestris (buff-tailed bumblebee), 7821 nucleotides. It is a transcript of the gene BRWD3, whose product is annotated as PH-interacting protein. Gene Ontology annotation, molecular function: protein binding. The transcript has 22 exons. The record is from RefSeq and is a predicted model, not a curated record. Gene Ontology annotation, biological process: regulation of cell shape; regulation of transcription by RNA polymerase II; cytoskeleton organization. NCBI's taxonomy places the organism in Eukaryota, Metazoa, Arthropoda, Insecta, Hymenoptera, Apidae. The coding region runs from base 473 to 5743 and encodes 1756 amino acids. Gene Ontology annotation, cellular component: nucleus.
UACAUUUCUUACAAUUGCGAUUACCGUCACUGUAUUUUUAAUUUCAAAUAAACCGCGUUACAUGGUGCAGAUAUCAUCCAUAAAUGCGUUUUAUCGUAAUGAAAACUUCGAACAUAUCAAAUUAAGGUCUAUGAUAGUAACGUGAAAAUUAGUUAUCUAAUUUCACUCUUUAUUGAAAUGUGAAAGAGAAGAGGAAAGUGUUUCGUUCUCCUAAAGCGGUUCAAAUGAAAAUAAAAUUAUACAGGGUUUUGGGAAGCAAGUUACGUUCCUGAAUAAUAUGGUACGUUGUGUCGACAAUCGGGUAGGGGGGGGGGACUACUUUCCGUUGAGGAGGUGAGUGUGCGUGUGCGUCUCGCGGUCGAGACCUCGCUAGAGAAAAUGAAAUCUGAAAUGGUUACUACCGCGCUAUGACCCUAAAAAGCAAAUGUUUCUCUUUCUCUGUGAGUGAAUAAUAAACGAUUGAUCAGGCGAAAUGGAGGGCAGCGUAACGAAGAACGAGACUGCAAUAGCACCAGAGCUGUACUUCCUAAUUGCUAAAUUCUUAGCGGCGGGACCUUGUCGCGAAGCCGCAGACGUGUUGAAGCGUGAAUUGGAGCGAGCUAAGGUUUUACCGCAAAGACUAGAUUGGGGAGGGCAUGUACAUAAUCAAACCUUUGAAGAGUUGGAAAAGAAAUAUUCUCAUAUUGGAUCAAAUCAUUUAUUACAAAUAUGUGCCAGAAUUGGACCAGUAUUGGAAAAAGAGGUACCGCCAUGCAUACCAGGAGCGAUAUCUCUUCUAGGAGCUGGCAGGCAAUCUUUGUUACGUACACACGAAGAUGUCCAACGUCAAGUGCAUGGCAUUAUUUCAUAUUCUGGCAGACUAGGUGGAAAACCAUUUUUGGCUUCACCUUAUAGUUUAUCAGUGCCUAAUAUAGUACAUGUACUUCAGGGAAGGGAGAAUUCCGGGCCUCUAGGUCGACGAGAGGCAAUACCAACAAAGUUUUACAAUAAAAUGCAGUUGUAUAGACACACAUUAGGACAUUUAUCUGCAGUAUAUUGUGUUCUCUUUGAUCGCACUGGGAAAUAUAUAAUAACUGGUGCAGAUGAUUUACUUGUUAAAGUAUGGAGUUCUAUUGAUGGGCGAUUAUUAGCAACUUUUCGCGGAGCAUCUGCUGAAAUUAUGGAUAUUGCAGUAAAUUUUGAUAACACUUUACUUGCUGCUGGUAGCCUAGAUCGAAUAUUAAGAGUCUGGUGUUUUCAAACAAUGUCUCCUGUUGCAGUUCUAUCUGGACACUCUGGUAUGAUUACAUCUGUAAAUUUUUGUCCUAUAUCUUGUAAUGGCGUAUAUUAUUUAGUUUCUACAAGUACAGAUGGAUCUGUUGCUUUCUGGUCUCAUACAAAGAAAGGCAAUGAAAGAGCAGUUUUUCAGCCGAAACCAAUUCAAUACCAUGAAAAAAUGCGACCUGGUCAAGCACAAAUGAUAUGUGCGUCAUUUAGUCCUGGUGGUGCAUUUAUGGCUGCUGGUUCUGCAGAUCAUCAUGUUAGAGUGUAUGCGAUGUUAGGAGAUGAUGGUCCAUGUAGAGUUUUAGAGGUGGAAGCACAUUCUGAUACAGUUGAUAGUAUUCAGUGGGCACAUAACGGUUUAAAAUUUAUUUCGGGUUCUAAAGAUGGUACUGCAAAUGUUUGGCAUUUUGAACAACAACAAUGGAUAUACAAACGUUUGUUGAUGACUACAAAACUUCCUGGAGAAUCAGAAACAGAAGAUGAUUCUAACAAAAAGGCUAAGGUGACUAUGGUUAGUUGGGAUGUAAGUGAUGAAUGGGUUAUUACAGCUGUAAAUGAUAGUUGUCUUAAAGUAUGGAAUGCAAAAUCAGGUGAACUGGUGAAAAUUUUACGUGGACAUAAAGACGAAGUUUUUGUGUUAGAAUCUCAUCCCAUAGAUCCCCGUGUUAUAUUAAGUGCUGGACAUGACGGGCAACUUAUAAUUUGGGAUGUUCUGAACACAGAACCGAUAGCGUGCUUUCAAAAUUUUAUUGAAGGGCAAGGUAAUGGUGCUGUUUUUGAUGCAAAGUGGUCCCCAGAUGGAACAAUGUUAGCAGCAACAGAUUCUCAUGGGCAUCUUUUAAUAUAUGGGUUUGGAUCUGGUGUGGAAAAACUUAAAAUAGUACCCAAAGAAUUAUUUUUCCAUACGGAUUAUAGACCCUUAAUACGAGAUGCAAAUAAUUAUGUUUUGGAUGAACAAACACAAACUGCACCUCAUUUAAUGCCUCCACCAUUUUUAGUAGAUGUUGAUGGAAAUCCUUAUCCUCCAGCUCUGCAAAGAUUGGUUCCUGGGAGAGAAAACUGUAGAGGAGAACAAUUAGUACCAAAUAUUGCAGUAGGUGCUGGAGGGAUGCAGGAAGUUAUAGAAGGACUUCCAGCUCAAGAACCACGAUCCAACAUUGAUCAGUUAAUUGAAGCGCUUGCACAAAGACAAAAUAUUAAUGCUGAUGCAGAAAAUGCAGCUGAUGAAAGAGAUGAAAAUGCAGCAGAGCAACCAGUUCGUCAAAUGGCUAGUCCGCGAGGAAGCAGGUCUGGUUUAAGAAGAGCUGGAGAUGUCGAAGGUGUACGACAAAGUAGUGGUAAUUGGCAAAGAGAUAAUACUACACCUUGGAAUAAGCCUAUUCUUGCUCGACCCAUGAAUCCGGCUAUUAGAGAAACACAAUUUAAAACUUUACAUGCAACAGCAGAAAUGGAACUUGAAAAUUUGAAACGCGAAAUGCGAAAAAGACCACAACCAGUAUCAAAUACUGCCAAUACCGAAGGUAAUAUAGGUAGUCGAAUAGCAAAUCGAAAACGCAAUAGAACUACUAGACAUGGAUAUAGAACUAGAGCUACGCGUAGUGAAGAACAAGAAGAUGAUGAGUUCGAGAAUCCCGAUAAUGCAGCAACAACAGGAAGUUCAGCCAGUAGUAAUAGUAAUGAUUCUACUGCUCAUGAAGAAGAUUUGUGUUCUGAUAGUUCAACAUCAGAGUCUAGUACUGAAUAUUCAGAUUGGAUUGCAGAUCAUGGUUUAAAUUUAGAACCCCCAAAGCGAAGUAAACGCAAACCUGUAAAAAAACGAUCUCUCACACCACCAAGUGAUAUGGACAAAAGGCGUAAUAGACGACCUAGAAAAAAGGAUAUUCCAUUGUCUACUGGCAUUGAUGAUAUCCCAGAAGUUUUUAGACCUUCAGAAUGGCUUACCGAAAUAAUACCAAGGAAAGCCCCAUAUUAUCCUCAAAUGGGUGAUGAAAUAGUAUAUUUUCGACAAGGUCAUCAGUUCUACUUAGAUGCUGUUAGGAAUAAAAAAGUAUAUGAACUUGGUCCACGAUGUGAACCAUGGAAUAAAGUCAAUAUAAGAGCACAGGAAUUUGUAAAAGUAGUAGGUAUAAAGUAUGAAAUACGUCCACCUCGACUAUGCUGUUUAAAAUUGGCGUUAAUGGAUGAAUAUGGAAAAUUAACAGGAGAAAAUUUUACUAUUAAAUAUCACGAUAUGGCUGAUGUGUUAGAUUUUUUAGUUUUACGUCAAACAUUUGACACAGCUUUGGCACGUAGUUGGUCUGAAGGAGACCGAUUUCGUUGCAUGAUUGAUGACGGAUGGUGGAUGGGUCAAAUACAAUCAAUGGAACCUUUAGACGAAGAUUUUCCAGAAUCGUUUUUCAUGUGUUUCCGUGUCAGAUGGGAUAAUGGCGAAUAUGAGAGAAUGAGUCCUUGGGAUCUUGAACCAAUUGAUGAAAAUAGACUUCCAGUAGUACUUGGAGGUGCAGUUCCUGUGCUUCAAGAAGAGAUACGUACAAUACUAUAUCAACCUCAUGCAGAGGAAUGGCCAAUGGGAGAUAGAGAAGCAACAUGCCGCAGAAUUAUACGUGGACUAGAUCAAGUGAUGAGCCUUGCAAUUGCAGAACCUUUUAUGGCGCCUGUUGAUCUCAAUGCAUAUCCUUCGUAUGCAUUUGUUGUGGAAUAUCCUAUUGAUUUAACAACCAUAAAAGCUCGUUUUGAAAACCAUUUUUAUCGAAGAAUAACAUCCGCACAGUUUGAUGUCAGAUACUUAGCAACAAAUGCGGAACAAUUUAAUGAACCACAUAGUCAAAUAGUAAAGCAUGCAAGAAUAGUUACUGACCUAUGUCUACGUAUUAUAAAAGAAACUACAGAAUUAGAUGUACCAGCUGUUUAUCACCAACUGGUUGACACAUACCAUUCUUCUGAAUCAGAAGUUGAUGUAGAAGAUGCAAAGGAUAGACCUUCAACUAGCACUCAGAGAGCAACCUCGAGCAGAAAUUUACGUUCACAAGAAGCAUCAGCUGAUUGGAAAGUAGCAUGUCGUCAAUUAUUAGAAACGUUAUGGCAAUGUGAAGAUUCUAUUCCUUUUAGAGAACCAGUUGAUAGAUUAGAGCACCCAGAUUAUCAUCAAAUUAUAGAUACACCAAUGGAUUUACGUACGGUAAAAGAGGAUUUAUUAGGAGGAAAUUAUGAAACUCCUAUAGAGUUUGCCAAAGAUAUGCGAUUAAUAUUUACAAAUAGUAGAAAUUAUAAUACUAACAAACGAUCAAGGAUAUAUUCAAUGACAAUAAGAUUAUCAGCCAUGUUUGAAGAGCAUAUGGGAAGAAUUAUUUCAAACUGGAAAUCUGCAAGAAGACGCAAUAAUAAUGCAAAAAAUACAAAAGGGAAAGCUAAAAGGGGCAAAGUUCGAUUAACAAAUGGCACUGCACCUUCAAAAUCAAAAUCUGCUUGUUCGGAUGAUGAUGAUGAGAUAAAUAGUGAGGAUGAUGAUUUAGAUGAAAUGGAAAAGAAUAAUUCUAACAUGUGUGCACCAGGGCCAUCACGUAUGACAAAUGGACAUACAAAACGUUCUGCUACUGCGACGCGACCUACGUUAAAACUUCGGAUAUCUAGAUCUGCAGUACCUAAAAAACCAAAAGAAAGUGGAAGCGAAGCCAGUGACUCAGAAGCUUCCACAGAAAGUGAAAGUAGUGGUAGUGUGCCUGUAAGAAGGACACGAGCUAGAAAAACGGUACCCAGUGUUAGUGCUGAUAGUGAUUCUGGGGAAGUAUAUACACCCAGUGGACGUGGAAAACAAACUCGGAAAAAUCGUGCGAAAAAUACCAGAAAUAGUAAACAAGUAAAGUCGAAGUCAAAGCUAAACUUUUACGAGAACUCAAAGAAUGAUAAGUAUGAGGAGGAUGAAGCAUUUUCUGCAAAUGAAUUAUCAGAUGAAGAAAGUGAAGAGGAAGUUAUUAAUAGAAGUAGAACGAGAUCACGAAAAUUAGCAUCUACACCCGAACAUAAUGAAAGUUUGAAGAACACAACAAAAAGUGGAAGAAAUAACAUUGAAAGUCAGAGUGAGGAAGAAGAAGAAGAGGAAGAAGAGGAUGAAGAAGAAGAAGAAGAAGAAGAACAGUCUCAAAAUGAAAUUAAUAAUCAGGAUUCAGAUAGUGAAGAAUCAGACAAAGGUUUUGUAUCAUCAAGAUCUCAAAGAAGAAUUCGUGGAACAAGAGAGAUACAAAAUCAAGAAACUGUACAAAAUUCAAGAAGAACUGGAAAACGACCUCGCUAUAAUGAAGAAAGUGAUGAGAGCAAUACGAUGCCAGUUAGAAAUCGGCGUAAAAUUAAGCGUCGAUAUUAUGCAGAAGAAAGUGAUGAAAGUCCUGAACCUGAAAAUGUACCACGUAUUAGUAUAAGUAGUAGAGGGCGUGUGCGCAAAAUGACGGAACGUGCACGGGCUUUUCUAUUAGAUUCACCCUAACAGCAUCUUUCAUACUAGUAAUAAAAGUGUAAAUUAUGAUUUUUCAAACAAUUCUUACAAAUGUUUAAGAAUAAUGUAAAAAUUUAAAAUGUUAUUUGAUAAUGUUUAUUCUAAAACACUCGACUGUAUAAACACUUGACUGUAUCCAUAUUAUAGCAUUACACUAAACUUGUGUAUGCCAGGAUAUAUUGUCUGAAAAGUUUAAGGUAAGAUUAUAGGUAGGCUGUACGUAUAAACACUUGAGAUUGUCAUAGCAAUUCAUCAUAAACACUGCUACAAAGUACUUCCAUUAUUAUGAAGCACAUUGGUAAUGUUAUUUUUUCAUGUUUAAAUAUAUAAUCAAUUAGCAGUGUAUAAGACAGAUUUAAUAGCAAGCGGAAACAGUGUAAUCAUUCUAUAAUAUUCGUUUGUUUGAUCAACAUACUUUUUAUACAUUUUUCCAAAUUUUAUGAUAUUACUGGUUAUUUGAAUAUAAAAUAUUUAUUGUAGUUUUAACUUACGCAUCAUUCCCAAUACUUAGAAUGGAAUAACGACUAAAUCGUUAUACAAUUAUUUUUGCAAUUGUUAUUCAUAAUAUAUUGUUUAAAAAUAUUAAUGGAAGAGUAUUCUUUACAAAUCCUGAAUAAACAUACAGUAAUAACAGCAAAAAAUAAAAUGUAUGAUAAUGUUAAUAUUACAUGAUUGAAAAUAUGUUAUUGUACCUGGAAUAAUAUAAAAAAAAUACCCAUCUUGUUCGGGGAAUAUAACUUUAAGCUUAACUUAAUAAGUUCAACUGCUGCUUUUUUGAGGAAAGUCAAUUGACAAAUGAAAAACUACUUUCAUGCUAAUAUCUUAAACAGUCAAAAAAAGGCAUUAUCUUCUACAUGCAAUUGAUAAAAAUAAUCUGUAUCAGUGUUUAUGUUUAUGUUUAAUUACAUAAAUGAAAUUAUAUUGUAAAUCCUUUUAAUAACACUGACAUUUACUUAAUGAAUUUAAUAUUUGCAUAUUUGUAUAUUUUUCUAAUAAGAUAAUUUUUCCUCUAAUAUGUCCUAAGAUAAAAUAAAAUUGGUUUCAGGUCGAAAAUUGUUUUCAGAUUGAACAUAUAUGUGGAAUAUUAUUUUUUUAUUGUGUGCAUACUUUUAAUAUUCAUAAAUUAAAUCAAGUGUUUGUACAUUGAAGAAAGAAUUGUACUUACCAUCCAUAUUGUGUAAAUUACAUUAAAUGAGGCAGUGCCUUUACAUAUAUGAUUAUUUAUUUAAAGAACAUAGAUAAAAUCUUUUGUUUUUUAAAAGAAUAAUCACACAAAAAUUAAAUACCUUUCAAUUUCAUUAAUUUAAUAAUGGCACUGUUUUCGCUUUUUGCAACUAUACUUAAAAUAUAUUAUUUGUAAAUAUAAAUACACACUGUAAAAUGAUUGCAAUUUUUUUUAAAGUUACGUAAAACAAAUGUGUGCUUUACAUGAUCUGUAGUAUGAAGUAGAAAGUUUUUACAUGUAAUUUGUAUGUCCGUUAGAAAAUUAAGAACCAAUGCUCGUGCGAUUUUAGGAAUUUUUCAUAUAUAGAAAUAGACAUUUUUCAGAUUUAUAUAGCAUAAAAGUUAUUUCACUUACUAUACAAUAGGAUACAAGUUUUUCAAGGCAGUUAUGCAACUGGCAAACUAACAUAGUAUAAGAAUAUGUGCACAAAUAUUGGAAGUCUUGACUGUCUCGGGCCAUUGUGAUAUUAGCUUAAGAAUAUUAAACAUAAAAUGAUAUAAAUAAUAAUAAUUAGAAAUAUAACGGAUAUUUUUUUAAUAACGCCUUGAAGAGAAGGAGUCAUAUCAUGUGGACUCAAGAAGUCAAAUAUCUGGUUAUAUUAUAAUUUAAUACCAAUCUUAACUUUGAUCAUUUAAUUACAUUACUAUUAUGGUGUUUCGUAUCUUAAUCUUCAGAAUUAAUAUAAUUUCGUGUACAUAAAUAUUGUUAAAUAACAAAACUUAACACCGAAAUUUUCGAUUUAUGUAAAAUUUAAAACUUUAGUUGUGAAAUCAAUGUACUCUGUUGCAUACUUAGUUUAUCGAAACCCACCGUCACCAAUAAAAAAAUAUUAAAUUGUUUCAUA